GCUCCGUGACACCCUGGGGACCACAGGGAUGGAAGAUGCUCCAUGACACCCUGGGGACCACAGGGAUGGAAGAUGCUCCAUGACACCCUGGGGACCACGGGGAUGGAAGAUGCUCCGUGACACCCUGGGGACCACGGGGACGGAAGAUGCUCUGUGACACCCUGGGGACCACAGGGAUGGAAGAUGCUCCGUGACACCCUGGGGACCACAGGGAUGGAAGAUGCUCCGUGACACCCUGGGGACCACGGGGAUGGAAGAUGCUCCGUGACACCCUGGGGACCACGGGGACAGGGGAUGCUCCGUGACGCCCCUGGCGCGGCAGCCACCUUGUGCCACCUGCAGAAGCUCCAGGCCCGGGGUUGGUUUCCUCUCCGAGGGCGGAAGGAGGAAGCCGUGCAAUGGUUUCAAGAUGAGUGGGUGAGAAACCCGAUGAAGGAGUCCCCCCACCCCGGAGCCCUUCCCCGUGGCCUCAGGCCGGCGGGACUUACCGGCGCUCAGCAGGACGUGGGCGGCCGUGGCAAUCUGCGAAGGAGAGGAAGGAGAACGUCAACGGGUGGACAGAGACCCCACGUGUCCCUGCGGAUGGAAUGGAAGGGUGGAUGGAAGGAUGGACACCACCAGGAUGUACAGCCUGGAUGGAUGCAUGGAAGGACGGACACUCAGGAGGAUGAGGGGGAGGAGUCCGGAUGGAUGGACAGGUGGACGGGCACCCAGAGGGACGGACAGACACCUCAACGGACACCCAGAUGGACAGAUGGACCCUUGGAUGAACAUCUGGAGAGGUGGAUUGACCCCCUGAGCAGAUAGAUGGACGUGCAGGUGGAUCUCCAGACAGUGAGAUGAACACCCGGAUGGACAGACAGACAUAUACAGACACCUGGAUGGACGGACAGACAUGUGGAUGGACACCUGGACUGAUGGACAGACAGACAGACAGACAGGCAGACACCUGGGCAGGAAGAACACCCAGGUGGAUGAACAUCUGGACAGACGUGCAGAUGCUCUCCCUGACAGACAGACGGACAACUGGACACAGAGGUCCAGAUGGGUGGACAGAUGGACAAGGAGAUGGGCAACUGGACAGAUGGAUAACCAGACUGAUAGGUGGGCAGCCAGACAGGUGGACAUCUGGAUGGAUGGAUGGGUGGAUGGACAGAUGGACACCUUAGCAGACAGACAGACGGAUGGACACCUGGAUGGAGGGACACCCAGGGAUGGAGCCCUGGAUGGAUGGAUGGAGGGACACCAGGACAGAUGGACAACUGAACACCAGGACAGAUGAACAUCCAGAUACCUGGACAGACGGACACUGGGACAACUGGACAGGCAGACGGCCAUCGGGAAAGAUGGACAGACAGAUGGACAACCAGAGAGACGGACACUUAGAAACACGGACAGAUGUACACCCAUGUACCUGCACACCAGGAUGGACGGACAACCGGACAACCGGAGAGAUGGACAGACAGACACCUGGAGAACCAGGCAGGGAGACAACUGGACAGACAGACACCUGGACAGACGGACAACUGGAGGCCUGAAGAAGCGGACGGAUUGACACCAAGUCAAGCAGUCCUAUAGACGCCUGGACAGACACUUGGACAAGCAGACAGACGGACAGACACCAGGAUGGACACGUGGACAAGCAGACAGGCGGGCACCUGGACAACUGGACAGACAGACAACAGGAUGCCUGGACAAGCGGACAGAUGGAUGGACACGAGGACUUAACAUCUGGAGAAGCAGACAGACGGACACCUGGACAGACGGACAACUCAACAAGCAGACAGAUGGAUGGCUGGACAUCUAGGCAGUCAGACAGACGGACAUGUGGACAGACAGACACGAGAGUAAAGCAGAGAGAGGGAUGCCUGGACACCUGGACAAGAGGACAGACGGACACCUGGACAGGGGGACAGAUGGACACCUGGACAAGAGGACAGACGGACACCUGGACAAGGGGACAGAUGGACACCUGGACAAGGGGACAGACGGACACCAGGACAGGGGGACAGAUGGACACCAGGACAAGGGGACAGAUGGACACCUGGACAAGGGGACAGACGGACACCUGGACAAGGGGACAGAUGGACACCUGGACAAGGGGACAGACGGACACCAGGACAGGGGGACAGAUGGACACCUGGACAAGGGGACAGACGGACACCAGGACAGGGGGACAGAUGGACACCAGGACAAGGGGACAGAUGGACACCUGGACAAGGGGACAGACGGACACCAGGAAAAGGGGACAGAUGGACACCUGGACAAGGGGACAGACGGACACCUGGACAAGGGGACAGGUGGACACCAGGACAAGGGGACAGAUGGACACCUGGACAAGGGGACAGACGGACACCUGGACAAAGCCCUCAGAUGGAAAACCAGAUCCCCGGACAGACGGACAGACAGACAGAUGGACAGAGGGACAGAGGGACAGACGGACAGACAGAGGGACAGAUAGACAGAGGGACAGACAGACGGACGGACGGACGGACAGACGGACCUGCGGCGGGCGCUGCUCCCGGCGCAUUCCCACGAAGGCGGCGGCUCCGGCGGCUCCGAGAGCGGCGGCUGCGAAGGCGGCGAAAAACGCCAACACGAGGCGGAGCGGCCGCCGCUCGGGCCGGGGCUCGGUCCGCCGAUCGGGCCGCUCCCGGGGCUCGGGCCGGGGCUCGAUCCGCUCCCGGGGUUCGAUCCGGGGUUCGAUCCACUCCCGGGGUUCGAUCCGGGGUUCGGUCCGCUCCCGGGGCUCGGUCCGGGGCUCGAUCCGCUCCCGGGGUUCGCUUCGGGUCCCGAUCCAGUCCCGGGGUUCGGUCCGCUCCCGGGGUUCGAUCCGGGUUAAUCCAGGUGCAGUCCCCCGCCUCCCGCUCCUGCUGGCCCAGCCCUUGAGGCCGGUGGCCGCCGCUGGAUUUGCCGCCAUCCCGCUUGGUUGA
Molecule: messenger RNA, 2933 nt
Organism: Cuculus canorus (common cuckoo)
Lineage: Eukaryota; Metazoa; Chordata; Aves; Cuculiformes; Cuculidae
Product: germ cell nuclear acidic protein-like
Exons: 3
Coding region: 1707-2933 (408 amino acids)
Source: RefSeq, a predicted model, not a curated record